Messenger RNA from Heterobilharzia americana, 1116 nucleotides. The record is from the annotation of a GenBank genome assembly. Lineage: Eukaryota; Metazoa; Platyhelminthes; Trematoda; Strigeidida; Schistosomatidae.
AUGGUUGGUCUCGUAAAAGCAAAAGUGAUGAACGAGUAUAUUCCUUCAGAUUUACGCCUGAGAAAUAAAGAUGGUAUUAUUAGUUUAACAAGAGGUAAACAAUCAACACCAACAACAGUUAGAUCGAAACUUGCCAGCCGAAAAGUGAUUUUUGAAGAUCCUUUUUGCCUAAAUGAUAAUUGUCCGACUACUGAUCAGCCAGCAACAGACAUUAGAGUUGGCCAUCAAAAUAUCGAAAAUGAGAUUUUUAAUAAAACUGUUGAAGGAACUGAGAACAUUAAUUAUGAUAAAGAAUCAUUCGAUUUAAAGGAACAGGUUCAAGACUUAUCAACACAGUUAGAGGAAAUAUGUAAAUAUGCGCGUUCAUCUUUGAAUGAAAACGAUGACUGUUUCUGUCAUGAGCUUGUUGGAGGAAAAUGUCUACUACCACAAAAUCAGGGGUACAGCACAUCUCCACGAUUGAAGACUCCGCCAGAAGUAUGGGUUUCUAAACCUGAUUGUUGUCAAUCAUGUACUGUACCCUGUCGUGUUAAAUCUGGUGUUCCGAAAUCUGAGACUUCAGUGGAUACAUCAGAGAAGAAGCAAUCAUUUUAUGAUGAUGACCAACUACAGGAUCAUAUGAAUGAUAUAAAACGUCGUUUAUCUCUGAUACAAAAUAAUUAUGCCAAUAAAGUUUUACCACCUACUUCAAGUAAGGCAGAACGUGAUAUAGACGAACAUUUAGAAAAGAUUAAUCAACAGAAUAUAUCUCAUCGACAAUUUCAUGCUUUACCUCAAACACAAACAUCAGGACAUCGAAGUAAUACAAUGAAAUCUGUGAUGAAUCAAAAACUGUUACCUGGUCAACGGUCUAAAAAGUCAAAUAUAAAAUCGAAAUUAUCAGAUAGGCAGUUAGAAUCAUCUCAAAGAAACAACAGUUUUCUCAAACAAAAGCAAGUCAUCUCAUCCAAUAGCAAGUUAAAAACGACUGACAGUAUUUCGAAACCUAAAAAUCAACUAGAACUUACAAAUAUGAGACCAAAAAGUUCCACAAAUAUUAUUGGUGAUAUAUCGAUGAUCCUGAAAUUACCCUCAACAAAUUACAAAGUUAUUUGGGAAAUUCUGACAUCGUUUUAA